UCUUCCAGCAGUCCAAGCUAAACGUCAAUGGUGGGUAAGAGCAACGGGAGCUUCCCAUUCGCUGCCAGCAUGGCCUGUGGCCCAGCAACCCGCUGGAAACACAGACCGAUCCACCGCACCUCAGGCGGCGAACGGCCAUGGGGCCUCAACCUGGGUGCCGCUAAUGUGGCUGACGCAGUGCCUCGCUGCGUCUGGUUUGAUGUCUGGGAUGCAGGUGGUCCGCCCAUCCAGUCAGCUGCGGCCUUCCUGGCCCCAAAACCCCCUUCUGGCUCCAGUUCAAACCUGACUCUGCCUCCAUUCAUCACCACUUGACGUUGACAGUGAUCCAUCCUCGGAUCUUCUACUCACUGCAUCUCCAGCCUCGCCAUCCUCACACUCACCGGUCGCUGUUUCAACAUCGCCAGCCCAUCUUUCGUCCACCCUCCAACCAACAACCCAUCUCACACAGACAACAUGGCCGAGAUCCGCCGAAAGCUCGUUAUCGUUGGCGAUGGUGCCUGCGGUAAAACCUGCUUGUUGAUUGUCUUCUCCAAGGGCACAUUCCCUGAGGUCUACGUCCCCACCGUCUUCGAGAACUACGUCGCCGACGUCGAGGUUGAUGGAAAGCACGUUGAACUCGCCCUAUGGGAUACCGCUGGCCAGGAGGACUACGACCGUCUCCGACCUCUCUCCUACCCCGACUCCCACGUUAUCCUGAUCUGCUUCGCCAUCGAUUCCCCCGACUCGUUGGACAACGUCCAGGAGAAGUGGAUUUCCGAAGUCCUGCACUUUUGCCAGGGCCUUCCCAUCAUUCUCGUUGGUUGCAAGAAGGAUUUGCGCUACGACCAGAAGACCAUUGAGGAGCUGCGAAAGACCAGCCAGAAGCCGGUCUCCCCUGAAGAGGGUGAGGAGAUCCGCAAGAAGAUCGGCGGCUACAAGUACCUCGAGUGCUCUGCCCGAACCAACGAGGGUGUCCGCGAGGUCUUUGAGCACGCCACACGUGCUGCUCUCAUGUCCCGCAGCAGCCGUGGUGGCAAGCGCGACAAGAAGUGCCUUGUCCUGUAA
This is a messenger RNA of Emericellopsis atlantica, 1044 nucleotides long. RefSeq names its product small GTPase superfamily. Lineage: Eukaryota; Fungi; Ascomycota; Sordariomycetes; Hypocreales; Bionectriaceae. The transcript has 5 exons. The record is from RefSeq and is a predicted model, not a curated record. Gene Ontology annotation, molecular function: GTPase activity; GTP binding. Gene Ontology annotation, biological process: small GTPase-mediated signal transduction. The coding region runs from base 454 to 1044 and encodes 196 amino acids.